This is a messenger RNA of Impatiens glandulifera, 1708 nucleotides long. Its product is annotated as aspartyl protease family protein 1. Gene Ontology annotation, molecular function: aspartic-type endopeptidase activity. Lineage: Eukaryota; Viridiplantae; Streptophyta; Magnoliopsida; Ericales; Balsaminaceae. Gene Ontology annotation, biological process: proteolysis. The transcript has 7 exons. The record is from RefSeq and is a predicted model, not a curated record. Bases 51 to 1604 code for a protein of 517 amino acids.
CAAAUUCUAGACGACGACUCAUUCAAUUGAGCGAUACUUGAUUUGUUUUCAUGGAGAUAAUGAAAAACCUCAGCGCCAAUGGAUUAUUGAUAUCGUUUAUACUGUUUUGUAGCUGGCAGUGGCAGGUUUCCGAUGCUUCAGGAACUUUCGGAUUCGAUUUUCAUCAUAGAUAUUCAGAUGCUGUUAAAGGUAUAUUGGACUUGGAUGGAUUGCCGGAAAAAGGAACAAUCGAUUACUACGCCGCCAUGGCUCAUCGCGAUCGCUUUAUUCGCGGCCGUAAUCUCGCAGAAACCGCCUCUAAUUCGUCAAACCUCGUCUUCGCUAACAGUAACUUUACUCACUUUUCGCCUGCUCUAGGAUUUUUACAUUACGCCAAUAUUACAGUAGGAACACCAAAUCUUUGGUUUCUCGUUGCUUUGGAUACUGGAAGUGAUUUGUUUUGGCUUCCCUGCAAUUGUACCAAUUGUGUGCGUGGUUUGAGAACAAGAAAUGGCGAAAUAAACUUCAACAUGUACAGUCUGACCACAUCAUCAACAGGCUUAAAAACCCCUUGUAACAGCACAUUCUGUGGAGGAAGAUCAGGACAGUGCCCAUCGCAAAGUUCAUGUGGUUAUAAAAUUCAAUAUCUAUCUAAUGGUACUUCAUCUUCCGGGAUUUUGGUGAAUGAUUUUCUACACUUGGCUACGGAUGACAGUAAAUCGAAUGCGAUUGAUGCCCCUAUAACAUUUGGAUGUGGAAUUGUUCAAACUGGUUCUUUCUUGCAAACUGGUGCUCCCAAUGGUUUAUUUGGAUUAGGGGUUGAAGAUAUAUCUGUUCCUAGCAUUUUAGCUAGUCAAGGACUUACUGCAAAUUCUUUCUCUAUGUGCUUUGGAACUGAUGGUCCUGGAAGGAUUAGUUUUGGGGAUAAAGGCAGCAAUGAUCAAUCAGAGACUCCAUUCGAUUUCAACCAGCCACAUCGUUCUUACAACGUUAGUGUGACCGGUCUCACAGUCGAGAAGAAAUUCAGUGAUGUUAACUUCACUGCCAUAUUUGAUUCUGGAACUUCAUUCACUUUCUUGAAUGAUCCAGCUUAUACUGCUCUAUCUGAAAGUUUCAAUUCUGAGGCUCUUGAUAAACGAUAUCCAACUGAUUCAAACAGUAUCCCUUUUGAGUAUUGUUACUCCAUAAGUGCGAAUCAAACCAUUAUGUUUCCAGAAAUUAAUUUGACAAUGAAAGGAGGAGAUGUGUUUAGUGUUCUUGAUCCCAUAGCAUUAUUUAGUGAUGAUGCUGGGACAUAUAUAUACUGCCUUACUGUUAUCAAAAGUGGAGAUAUAAACAUUAUUGGACAAAAUUUCAUGACUGGUUAUCGAGUGAUUUUCGAUCGAGAGAAGAAGGCGUUGGGGUGGAUUGCUUCGGAUUGUUACAACAUUCGUGGUUCGAGUACCACAUUUGUCAAUCCGAGGAAUACAACAACAGCAGUUUCUCCUUCUCCAUCCUCUGUGAAGCCAGAAGGCGCAAUUGUGCCUCCGCCUCCUUCGAGUAAUGAUGCUUCAAUCACCAGAAACUCUUUGGUUUGGGAAUUUUUGUCAAUUUUGGUAAUGUUCUUUAUCCAUGUUUUCUAUUAGAUAGACUAGAUUAUAUAUUUUUUUGUAAUGUUUUACAUAUAAAUUAUGUUACUUGAUGGAUCACAAUCACAAUGUAUUUUAUAUGUUGUACACGUUUAUUUUCA